Carassius auratus (goldfish) is the source of this 7045-nucleotide messenger RNA. Its product is annotated as mothers against decapentaplegic homolog 4. The record is from RefSeq and is a predicted model, not a curated record. The transcript has 12 exons. Gene Ontology annotation, cellular component: heteromeric SMAD protein complex. NCBI's taxonomy places the organism in Eukaryota, Metazoa, Chordata, Actinopteri, Cypriniformes, Cyprinidae. Gene Ontology annotation, molecular function: DNA-binding transcription factor activity, RNA polymerase II-specific; RNA polymerase II cis-regulatory region sequence-specific DNA binding; I-SMAD binding. Gene Ontology annotation, biological process: SMAD protein signal transduction; anatomical structure morphogenesis; cell differentiation. The coding region runs from base 376 to 2088 and encodes 570 amino acids.
AGCAAUCUCAGCGGCGCCACCUUAAAAACACAGUCGCGCCGAUAUGUCAAUCCAGACGCGACCCAGACAGACCUCGGCCCUGGAGCCCAGCCAUGAGAGCCGCGUUCUGAUUGGCUGAGCGCAGCCUUCCUUUUGAGACUCGCCCUGCUAUUGGCUGGAGCCGUGCGGACUCCACUCGCACAAUGUCUACCCGCUUUUGUUAUUGUAGCGAGCGGCCAGGAUGCGGAGACAGCGAGCCUGAUAGACCGCUAUCGACUCCGAUACAUUCAAAUUAGAUGUUGGAGGGGGAAGGGUACACGAUUUACUACCUCUCCGUCCUCGUCCAGAAGACAGCUUUUCGCUAUCCUCCAACAAUACGACCGAUGUAGCAGGAGGAUGUCCGUGAACCCUCCCAACAGUAAUGACGCCUGCCUCAGUAUCGUGCACAGCCUCAUGUGCCACAGGCAGGGCGGCGAAAACGAGGGCUUCGCCAAGCGUGCCAUCGAGAGCCUGGUCAAGAAACUGAAGGAGAAGAAGGACGAGCUGGACUCCCUCAUCACCGCCAUCACCACCAACGGAGUCCAUCCCAGCAAGUGUGUGACCAUCCAGAGGACGCUGGACGGACGCCUGCAGGUUGCCGGUCGUAAAGGUUUUCCUCAUGUAAUCUACGCACGGUUGUGGCGCUGGCCUGACCUUCACAAGAACGAGCUGAAGCAUGUGAAAUUCUGCCAGUACGCAUUUGACCUCAAGUACGAUAAUGUGUGUGUGAACCCUUACCAUUAUGAGAGAGUGGUGUCACCCGGCAUCGUUGGUCUCAGUCUUCAAAACACGGGUCCCAUUGGCAGACUAAUAAAGGAAGAGUACAGCCACGACUGCAUCCAGAUGGACGUCCCCCCAGGCAUGCCUCCUCAGCAGGACCACCAGGGGGCGAUGAAACUCCCUCCUCCGGACCACUACGGCCAGCCCCUUCCUCCUCUACAGCUGCCUUCAGAGCCCAGCCGCGCGCCCCCAGCAGUCACCCUUUACUCCAACAUGCCCCUCUCCCCCGCCGGCUCUAUGAUGCCGAUGCAGGGAGGUCACGGUGAAGGCUUGCUUCAGAUUGCGUCUCCUCAGGGUCAAGUCAUGACCCCUACACCUCCCCCCUCCACCCCCACACAUGGACCCCCACAGACCCCCGUCCCACCCCAGCCUCCACCCAAUCAGAACGGCUACAACAGCUCCAAACACUCCCAGACGCAAGGCUCCUUUCACACAGCAACCUGGACAGGCAGCAGCACAGCCUCCUACACUCCCGUAGGACCCCAGCAAAACGGACGCGGCCACCAGCCUCCUCUCCAUCACGCACACUUCUGGUCUCAACAUCACAGUUCAGCGUCUUUCCCUCCUCCAGUCUCCAACCAUCCAGGUCCUGAGUUUUGGUGCUCCGUCUCAUACUUCGAGAUGGAUGUGCAGGUGGGGGAGAUGUUUAAAGUGCUGUCCAGCUGUCCGGUGGUGACGAUUGACGGGUAUGUGGACCCCUCAGGAGGCGACCGCUUCUGCCUGGGUCAGCUCAGUAACGUGCACCGCACAGACGCCAGCGAGCGCGCCAGGUUGCACAUUGGUAAAGGAGUGCAGCUGGAGUGUCGAGGAGAGGGGGAUGUGUGGAUGCGCUGCAUGAGCGAUCAUGCCGUGUUUGUGCAGAGUUAUUACCUGGACAGAGAAGCAGGUCGAGCGCCAGGAGACGCAGUGCACAAGAUCUACCCAGGGGCCUACAUAAAGGUGUUUGACCUCAGGCAGUGUCACAGACAGAUGCAGCAGCAGGCGGCCACGGCGCAGGCAGCAGCAGCAGCACAGGCCGCAGCGGUGGCGGGGAAUAUCCCAGGACCAGGAAGUGUUGGUGGAAUCGCUCCUGCAGUCAGCCUCUCGGCAGCAGCAGGGAUUGGUGUGGAUGAUCUCCGGAGGCUGUGCAUCCUGCGCCUGAGCUUCGUGAAGGGCUGGGGUCCUGACUACCCCCGGCAGAGCAUCAAGCACACCCCCUGCUGGGUGGAGGUGCACCUACACCGGGCGCUGCAGCUGCUGGACGAGGUGCUGCACACUAUGCCACUGGCAGACCCUGGACCUGCUAACUGAGAGCCAACAAUACACAGCCAACACUCACCACACAGACACUGGACUCACUACAGUAAGCGUGCGAAGUGCUGACCUGCUACAGUGUGCUUUGCACUUUUAUCAGUCAUUAGAAAUACCCAUGAAAACACCACAGAAAUACACUAUUCUAAAAUUCAUGUUCUGGAAAGAUAUUUCAGUGCAUUUUCUUGUUCUAUUGUGAAAUGUUGCAUUUCUUUUCGGGUUCAUCUCACAAAAACAUGUCUAGGUCAUAUUUUGCUCUGAUAUAAAAAAUUAUAUUUGCUUAAAGACAAUGGAGACUGAUGGGUUUUUUUUGCAUUAUGACUAGGGUUGCAAAGGGGCAGAACAUUUCUGAAAAUGUUCCUAAAAUUCACAAACUUUCCCAAAAAUUCAAGAAAGUUUCUGGAAAUUUACCAAACAUUUACUACCUCUUUGCAGCCCUAAUUAUGACAUUAUUUUUAAUUAUUGAAGCACAUUUUGCUGCUAAAAUAACUGACAUUUUUCCAGAUGUUUUGAGGUUGUUUGUUUAUGCAGUGGUGAUUCUUAUCAGAUUACUGUAUAUUUUUGAUUUAAAAUAAUGAUUAGUUUGAUUUCAAUUCAGCAUAAAUUAAGGAAGGUCCAAAAAAAAUAAUAAUUACAAUUAAAGUUAUACAAAUAUAAUAAUUAAUAUUUGUACAUUAAUCUGUGUUGUUUUUUGAACAGUCAGGUAGUAUUCUCAUUAAAUAUUUAAAAUAACAAUUGUGUUAUAUAUAUUUAUAUAUGAAUAAUAAAGAAUACAAAAUAAAAGAAGAAUAAUGUUAGAUAUAUUAUAUCAUGAUCAUUUUUACAAUAUUAUUUCAAUGGAAAAUGGGGGAAAUAAGAUUGAUUAUUAAGAAAAUAAUUCUGUAAAAAAGUGUUUUUUUUCUCUCUUUAUACAGAAUAUCAUUUCAAUUUAUUUCUCUUGUUUUUACGGUGAAAUAUGACUUUGACAUGUUCUUGAUGGGAUUUGUGAGACUCUGUUUAAAUUAGAUGUAUAUACCUUAGCGCUACAGGUCUACAAACGAAUGCAAGUUUACACAGGGUUGAUUGCAGAUUAAGUUCAGGGAAAUAGCUUUAUUGUUCAUAUGCCUUUCUAGCUUUGCACAUCAUGCAGGUAUGCUAAGAAAAGAGUCUAUUAGUUUUGCAAUACUGGUAGAAAAAGCUUAAAAUCUGUCCUUGCAAGAACUACAUUUAUGGGUCAGUGUCUGAACGUAAAACGAAAGGCAAGUAUAACUCCUGCUUUUGCAGUGGCCUUGGUUUCAGAAGUAUUUUUCCAUUCAUUCACUCCAUGAGAGUCCAAGCUACAAGAUUAACAUUUCAAAACAUAUGCAUUUUAAAUUUAAAUGAAUUUUGCAUGCUAUAUAUUUGAAGUUUAUUGCAGAAUAUUUGUUCAAAUACUGGGUAGAGAGACUGACUCGAAUCUCUGUGGAGAAAAUGAAUGGUAUUUUUACUUUUGGUGCCAUACGGUUGUGGUCUGUUUCACUCUGGCGACACAAGUGAGGAAGAGACUUUUCGACCUCUAAUCAAGUUUUUUGCAUAAACUCUUGAUCUAGAGUUUCUUGGGUUUGGUAGCACUAACUGCCUCAGAGCAAAUCACUAUUUUGGCGCUGGUCACUUCAGGAAGCGUUGGAAAGGACCAGCUGAUGUAGAUGCAAACCUGCCUCUGAGAGACAUACUGAACCAGACAGAUAACAGGACACACUGUCAAAACGAAACGCUCAUCGUCUCUCUGCUUGUGCUGUGUUACUCGACAUGUGGACCUCAACUCAGCUUCGAUGCAGCUUACUAUCCAGGCAUCUUCUUAGUUAGACUUGCAAUAGCCUUCCAGCUCCUUUAUUUUCAUAACCCCUCCAAAAAAGAAGAAGAAAAAUAGUUCAGCUUUAAAACGGUGGUAUUAGUAUUGUGACGCAGUUCGGUGUUUGUAACCAAAUCAUUUGCCAUGUCACCAAAGCCAGAUUACCUCAUGAUAAUCGAGCAUGAACCCAGUGGAUUUUACUUUAUGCCAAAUUGUGUCUGGAAUCUUCUAGUUUCUGGACGUCAUGUUCACCUCAUACUUUAACCAAAUUAAAACAGGGCGUGUCUUGAACCGAAUGUAGAGCCUUGAUGCACCGACUGACCGAUUUCAAACAACGGGUUUUUGCCAACACCAGUAACUCAGCUUCAGCUUUUAUCUCAUCCAGAAACUCUUGUCUGGAUUGUGACCAAAAUUCAGCCCCAUACCACUUUAACAUUUUGCAAACGGGUAGAACAUCUAAACUUCAAACUUUGAGCAAAGAGCAUUAUGGUUUUGCAGCCUUCCCAAAAUGAAAUGUCUAUAUUAUACUGCACACUUACAGUAAAUUUUGCAUUUAUUGAAAGACCCUUCAUUUUGGCUUUUUUUAAGAUGUAUGUCCAGUACAAUUGCAAAUAUUUAGUAACUGAAAAUAUAAUAGUAAAAGUGGAAUGCCAUUAUAGAACGUUAAAGUCAACAUGAAAUCAAGAUUCAUCCUGUUCACUUUCUAAACACAUGUUCCUGAUCUUAUCUUAUUGAUGCAACAAUAAUAAAUUACGUUUUCAAUUAUGUUUAAAUAGAAAACUCAUUGUAAAAAUAUUUCAUUAUUAUUUUUGUUUUACAGAGACAUGGGAAUGGAAGAAAAUAUGGGAUGGGAGGAAAAAUAAUAUUUAGUAAAAUUCAAAAAAAUAAUAUUUACAUUUUAUAUUCUAGUAUUGCAUUUCACCAAGAAACCUCCUCUCACAAAUGUGUGUAAUUUGCGAUCUCUUGCAAACAUUUUUGAUCUCUUAGAAAAUAUUUGCGCUUUCAUUAAGACAAAAAGGCGUAAAUCAUUUGCGAUAUUGUGCAAUAUUUUCCAUCUCUCACAAUAUAUUUUAGAACGGGUAAAUAUUUGCGAUCAAACAAUAUUUGUCAUCUCAGAAAAUAUUUGCAAUCUUUUGUAAAAAAAAAUUUGUAAUGUCUUGCAAAACAAUUUCAGUCUCUUAACUUUUGCGAGGUCACACGAAAUUGUCUUGGAAAAUAUCUCUUGCAAAAUAUUAGCGAUUUCUAGUUGACAUUUCCUAUCUCUCGCAAACAAUUUGUGAUUUCACAAAAAAAAAAUUUGCAAAAAAUUGCAACGUCGCACAAUAUACGCCAUGUUUUGUAAAAUGCGCAAUCUCUCGCAAAAUAUUCGCGAUCUCGUUAAACAUUUGCGAUCUCUCGCAAAUCAGUUGCACAUCUCAUAAAAUAAUAUACAAUCGCUCAUAAAACAGUUGCAAUUUCUUGCAAAACCUUUGCAAUCUCUCGUUAAACAUUUUUGCUCUCUCCGAAAAGUAUUGUGUUCAAACUGAGAAACUUCGCAUUUGUGGGCAAAAAACUAAACAAAAACUUUGAUCACAGAGAAUGCAAAAGCAUUCAAAUACAGUUUUUCCUCCCAUCAGCAUGUCCCUUUAGGGUCACUGUAGUUUUUACUGCAUUUGGCUGUGAAAUAUGUUACAUUAAGGGAAUAAAUGCUUAGCAAAUGGCAUUUCAUGUUGACUUUAAUCAGUGCUUGAAAACUGUUAUCUGUGAUUAGUCACAACUUAAAAGAAACUAAGGAUCGUAUGAUGUUCUGCGUUCCCAGUAUCGUUUCCUUUGUAGUAAUCGUUGUGCCUUUCCUUUGUGCUCCUUUGUUCAUAGAUAGAUUCUGCUGUUACUAAAAAGCCCUCUCCAGUGAUUCUCACAUUGAUAAUGAACAUCGCAAACCUUCUAUUGGUCUGAAAUGAUCCAUUAGUUAUAAGCAAUGAAGUACGUCAGGGAUGUUUUAGUCGUCUUUCGGGCUUCGUUUGGACCCCGCGUGACGUUUGUAAACUGGGCGAUGCAAAAGAUGCAAACUCUUCAUCUGCAGGGUUGUUCACAUCGGCUCAGGUCACGUUGAGAAUUAUGAGCCUUUCGGGGAAAUUUAUUGUGAAGCAUAAUGCCUUGUUUUCUUUCUUUUUCGUGGCUGUCGGUUGCUAUAAACAUUCGAUGUAGAUGUCAGGUAUGCUCAUUGUUUCGAUGAGUGCCUUUGUGCUGUAUUUCAUGGGAUACGUGCUACAUAUACAUACACUGCGGAUGAAAUGCUAAUUACAGUAAAGCUGUAGUUUUAAUACAGAUUUCAAAGGCAUUUUGCAUUGUACGCAAUCAGUGUUGAGUUCUCUUUAAACCAGUAGGUUAUUUUGGGUGAAAUAGAUUUAAGCUCUCGCAUUACACAUCCAAUGGACACCUCGGUGUUGUAAAAACAUAUGUGUUGUAUUUAAAGAUAGAAAUAUUUAUAAAAUAGACAUAGGCAGGUAUCUAAAUGUCAUUAGCAACUUCAGUGCAUAGCUUGCUUAGACUUACAGCUAUGAUCCGAAACAUUUUAUUGGUUUAAACCAAUAAUAUUAGAUGGUUUUAUUACAUUUUACAGUUUAUUUUGCCUUAAAAAAUGACAAUAUUUUACAGUCGAGCCCACAUCGGUGUGACAAAUGUACAGUUACUACUUUCAUUGUAGAGUAACUUCACUUUCUUUUUCUUCUUCAGUAGCUACUGUGUUCUGCACUGUAAUUCAGAUUUAAAGAAAUCCAAAGGAUUACUUUUUGUUUUUUCCUCAAAAAUAUGUGGCCUAGCCCCUUGUAACACUUUACCUAGAAUGUGUGUGUGUGUGUGUGUGUGUGUGUUUUCCACUGAUGACGCAUACUGUAUUGUGUGAGGAUACAACCAACCGGUGUGUCAGUCACAUGACAAUCACUCAACUGGAAGUCAGAUCAACAGCAUUCCAUCUGAGAACUAUUUCUUACAAGUGUUUAUCAGUGUGUUAUCCAGUGUGAAUAUAUUCGAAUCGACUAUUUUACUGAUAUUGUCAUUUCAAUUCUUGUUGUUAUUAUAAUUGUUCUACUGUUAAAGGACAUUCUGCUCCUGUAUGUUGACUGUACACCAAAGUAAAAAACGAAACAAAACACAUUUUGAUACAGA